AUGUAAUCCAAUGAUUCAAAUAAAAGAAGACUACUUUUGCGUUCUCUUGCAAGUGAAGAACCAUAGAAAAUGUAAAAUAUGUAAUAGAAAUCCUUUCUAUUUUCAGAUCAGCCAAUGGAUCUUUAGUCCUUAGUCAGUUUCGUCUUAAUUCUAAAGGUCUUACUUUCACCAAAAGUAUAUUAUGUCUUGAUAUUAAAAUAGACAUUACUUAUAUGGAAUCAUAACACUUUAAGGAUCUCAAAUUAGAAGAUUUUGAAAUUGUCUGUAAAUUAGGCUAAGGAAAUUAUGGUAGUGUUGAGAAAGUACUUCACAAACCUACUCAAGAUUAUUAUGCUUUGAAAGUAUCUUCAUCAUCAUAUCUUAUUAACAUAGAAAAUACAUUAUGUUAGUAAUGAUGUAUAAGAGUCAUUAUUAAAGAAAGAAUUAAAGGCACUUAUUGAUUGCAAUUCAUAAUAUGUUGUAUAAUGUUAUGGAGCAUUUUAUUCAAAAGGUGAAAUCUAUAUAGUAAUGGAGUAUAUGGAUAUGGGAUCUUUGUAGAUUAUUAUAGAAAAAACUAAAAAAAUACCAGAAUCCAUAACUAUGUUGAUUAUAAAAGAAGUACUUUAAGGUUUGGAUUAUUUGCAUACAAACAAACAUAUAAUACAUAGAGAUAUUAAACCUCAUAAUAUUUUAAUUAAUAAAAAGGGAGAAGUUAAAAUUGGAGAUUUUGGAAUUUGUUCUGUUAGUGAGAAUUCAGAUUAGAAAUUUGAUACAUUUAUUGGUACUAUUUAAUAUAUGUCUCCUGAAAGAUUAAAUGGAGAAGAAUAUGGUUAUGAUUGUGAUAUUUGGAGUGUAGGAAUGAUGACUAUGUAAUGUAUUACAGGUCUCUUACCAUUUGAAUUUAAUGCAAAAUAAAUGAGUAUGAUAGAAUACAUUUAAAUGAGUAAGAAUUUUAAAAUUGAUGAUUAUUUCUAAUAACAUAAACAUACAAUUUCAGAAAACACUAUUUAAUUUAUAUCUAAAUGGUAAUUUCAUUAUUUUCAUUAUCUUUAAUAGUCUACAAUAAGAACCAAAAGAUAGAACUAAAGCUUAAGAAUUGUUAUAAACUAAAGCAAUCAAAUAUACAUAAUCUCUCAAAAUUGAUGUCUUUAAAUAAUGGUUAUAAUUGUCUAUAGAGGAAAUUUGAAUUUACUUUUUUAUAUGAUCAUUACUUAUUUAUAAUUAACAGAAAUGAAUCAACCCCAAAGAAGUCUUUCAAAUCUAGGAAUGUCUAAAUCUCGUAUUCUAAAUAUCAUCUAUAUAGAGACUAUAUACCAGAAUAGAAUAGAACAUCUAGUGCAUUUUAUAAAAGAAAUGAGCAAACUCGAUUAGAUUAAUAAAUGGCUAGAUAUGAGGAAUUUAAAAGAAAUUACAAACGAAAUGAAUUACAAUAUUCUUAUUAUUAGCAAUAACCUAGAGAUUUGAAUUAAUCUUUUGUUAAAGAACGAUACUAAAAUUCCUAUAAUUAUCAACCCAAUUAUAAUAAUAAGCAUUUAUAAACGCAGCAAUAUGAAUUUGAUAGAGAAGCUUACAAAAAGGAAAUUAAAUAAGAUUCACCAAUUAAAGUGGAACUAAGUUAUACUGCCCCUUGUAGUAUCUAAAGAGGUGUUAUUUCUGACACAACUGCUUAUUUGAGGGAAAGAGAGAAAAUCAUGAAUUCGUUUAUGACACAAUAAGAAAUUGAAACAAUUAAAAGAAUUUACUUAAGGAAAUGA
This is a messenger RNA of Paramecium pentaurelia, 1733 nucleotides long. The record is from the annotation of a GenBank genome assembly. Lineage: Eukaryota; Ciliophora; Oligohymenophorea; Peniculida; Parameciidae.